UGCUGCAGGAAGCGGGUUCUGCAGGCAGCACGUGAGUCGCAAAGUGGAGGAGGCUUUGGCGGGGGGAGUUGCUCUGCUUGCAGAAGUGGGGGGGGAGGCUGACAGUUAAGAACAGCCCCCCCAAGGACAGCAUGGCCGGAGUGUGGAAAGGCGCCUGAGGAUUGGAAUCUUGAGCUCCCUGAGGAUUGGCGUUCUACUUUAAAGAAAGGAAGGAAAGAAGACGUUCCGGGCUCGUUCUUUCCUGUCCAUCAUCACCAUGUUUGGCUCGUCCCGAGGGGGGGUGAGAGGAGGGCAGGACCAGUUUAACUGGGAAGAUGUAAAGACGGACAAACAAAGGGAAAACUACCUAGGGAACUCCUUGAUGGCACCUGUAGGCCGGUGGCAGAAGGGGAAGGAUCUCACGUGGUACGCCAAGGGGAAGAAAGGUGACGCACCUCUCUCCCGGGAGGAUGAGCUGGCUGCAGUCCGGCGGGCAGAAGAGGAGGCCAUGAUGGCAGCCUUGGGUUAUAAGAACGUGAAGAAGCAGCCGACAGGACUAAGCAAAGAGGAUCUUGCCGAGGUCUGCAAACGUGAUGGAGCAGAGCGUGAUGAGAAGGCGGUGGAUCGUGUGUUGGGCCUGGGGAGUUCGAGGUGUGACGCAAGCAGGAAUGAUGUUUUCCAAAGAAGACAAGAAGCUGCCAAAAUGGGCCUUUUCAGUCUUCACGCACCAUCGAAUAGCAAGCAGCCAGAGGCUUCGGCUACCAAAAAGAAACCGGAUAAAGAAGAGGAAACGGGAGCCGCAGAGCCAGAGCCCAGCAAGAAACCCAAAAAGAAGAAAGAGAAGAAGAAGAAGAAGCACAAGAAAGAAAAGAAAAAAGAAAAGGAGAAGCAUCGUAGAAAGAGAGAUUCUUCCUCUUCCGCCUCCUCUUCUCCAGACGACAGAGAGAGGUAA
This is a messenger RNA of Podarcis muralis (Common wall lizard), 931 nucleotides long. Lineage: Eukaryota; Metazoa; Chordata; Lepidosauria; Squamata; Lacertidae. The record is from RefSeq and is a predicted model, not a curated record.